GGUGACGUCACGCUUUGGCGCGGAAUUCGUUUGCUGCGGGUUCGCGCUCAUUUUCCAGCUCCUGAUACACAGAGACACAGACCCCGGCCCGGCUCAUCACCAUGCACGUCAUCAAGCGAGAUGGAAGGCAGGAACGCGUUAUGUUUGAUAAGAUCACAUCUCGGAUCCAGAAAUUGUGCUAUGGACUUAACGGAGACUUUGUGGAUCCGGCUCAGAUCACAAUGAAGGUCAUCCAGGGACUGUACAGCGGCGUCACCACAGUGGAACUGGACACUCUGGCAGCGGAAACUGCAGCUACCCUGACCACCAAACACCCGGAUUACGCCAUCCUGGCUGCGCGGAUCGCGGUCUCCAAUCUCCACAAGGAAACCAAGAAAAUAUUCAGUGAUGUCAUGGAAGAUCUCUAUAACUACAUCAACCCUCUGAACAGACGUCACUCCCCUAUGGUCUCCAAAGAAACGCUGGACAUCGUGCUGGCCAACAAAGACCGCCUCAACUCCUCCAUCAUCUACGACAGAGACUUCUCCUACAACUUCUUUGGGUUUAAGACCCUGGAACGCUCCUAUUUGCUGAAAAUUAACGGAAAAGUGUCCGAGCGUCCCCAGCACAUGCUCAUGAGGGUGUCCGUUGGGAUUCAUCAGACGGACAUUGAUGCCGCUAUAGAAACGUACAACCUGCUGUCUGAGAGGUGGUUCACACACGCGUCACCCACGCUCUUCAACGCUGGCACGAACAGGCCUCAGCUCUCCAGCUGCUUCCUGCUCUGUAUGAAAGAUGACAGCAUCGAAGGCAUUUAUGACACAUUGAAGCAAUGUGCCCUGAUAUCCAAGUCUGCCGGCGGGAUUGGUGUCGCCGUCAGCUGUAUACGAGCCACUGGGAGUUACAUUGCUGGGACAAACGGAAAUUCCAAUGGCCUUGUCCCAAUGUUACGCGUCUACAACAACACUGCUCGCUACGUGGAUCAGGGAGGAAAUAAGAGACCCGGGGCAUUCGCCAUCUACUUGGAGCCAUGGCACUACGACGUGUUUGACUUCCUGGACCUGAAGAAGAACACUGGGAAAGAGGAACAACGAGCAAGAGAUCUCUUCUAUGCCCUGUGGAUCCCAGAUCUCUUCAUGAAACGUGUGGAAUCUAAUCAGGACUGGUCUCUGAUGUGUCCUCACGAGUGUCCGGGCCUGGAGGAAGUUUGGGGAGAGAAGUUUGAAGAGUUAUAUGGAAGGUAUGAGAAAGAGGGGCGGGCACGCAAGGUGGUGAAAGCCCAGCAGCUAUGGUACGCCAUCAUCGAGUCUCAGACAGAAACUGGCACGCCGUACAUGCUCUACAAGGACUCGUGUAACCGCAAGAGCAACCAGCAGAACCUGGGCACCAUUAAGUGCAGUAACCUGUGUACGGAGAUCGUGGAGUACUCCAGCGACGAUGAGGUUGCCGUCUGUAACUUGGCCUCCCUCGCCCUGAACAUGUACGUGACUCCUGAACGCACCUUUGACUUCAAGAAGCUGGCAGAUGUCACCAGGGUCGUUGUCCGGAACCUGAACAAAAUAAUAGAAAUCAACUUCUACCCUGUUCCCGAGGCCGAAUACUCAAACAAGAAGCACCGUCCGAUAGGAAUCGGAGUGCAGGGUCUGGCCGACGCCUUUAUCCUCAUGCGAUACCCGUUUGAGAGCCCCGAGGCCCAGUUACUGAACAAGCAGAUCUUUGAGACCAUUUAUUACGCCGCGCUGGAGUCCAGCUGUGAGCUGGCUAAAGAGCUCGGAGCCUACGACACCUAUGAGGGGUCUCCUGUUAGCAAAGGGAUCCUGCAGCACGACAUGUGGAACGUCACGCCCACCGCGCUGUGGGACUGGACGCCGCUGAAAGAGAAGAUUGCCAAAUACGGUAUUAGGAACAGCCUCCUCCUAGCGCCAAUGCCCACUGCCUCCACCGCACAGAUACUGGGCAACAAUGAGUCCAUUGAGCCCUACACCAGCAACAUCUAUACCCGCAGGGUCCUGUCCGGGGAGUUCCAGAUUGUGAACCCGCACUUGAUGAAAGAUCUGACGGAGCGAGGUCUGUGGGAUGAAGAAAUGAAGAAUCGGAUAAUUGGCUGCAACGGCUCCGUUCAGACUAUUGACGAGAUCCCCGAUGACCUGAAAGAGCUCUACAAGACGGUCUGGGAAAUUUCCCAGAAAACCAUCAUUCAGAUGGCCGCCGACAGAGGAGCCUUCAUUGACCAGAGCCAGUCUCUAAACAUCCACGUGGCGGAGCCCAACUACGGCAAGCUGACCAGUAUGCACUUCUACGGCUGGAAGCUGGGAUUGAAGACCGGCAUGUACUAUCUCCGAACCCGGCCUGCCGCCAACCCCAUCCAGUUUACACUAAACAAGGAGAAGCUAAAAGAGAGCUCCAAAGAGGAGACUGAAAAGGAGGAGCGUAACAAGGCCGCCAUGGUGUGUUCUCUGGAAAACCGCGACGAAUGUCUAAUGUGCGGCUCGUAGCGGAGCUGAAACCAUCUGAUGGGAGCGGCCGCUCCGAGGAACACAAACUGGAUCAAAGACUGGGAACUGGGCUGGGCUGUCCGUGUGUGGUGUCCUUCUACCUUCCUGUAGUCUCUGCGUUUGGGCUUGCAGUCUCUACAUGUAUCUGCAGGUCAGGAGUGCUGUUACUACUCCACCAUUCUUCACUGUGCUAGAAAUUAAUUAAUUGUUUUCUACAAAGCAA
Messenger RNA from Pseudophryne corroboree (corroboree frog), 2697 nucleotides. It is a transcript of the gene RRM1, whose product is annotated as ribonucleotide reductase catalytic subunit M1. NCBI's taxonomy places the organism in Eukaryota, Metazoa, Chordata, Amphibia, Anura, Myobatrachidae. Gene Ontology annotation, biological process: DNA replication; deoxyribonucleotide biosynthetic process. Bases 102 to 2474 code for a protein of 790 amino acids. The record is from RefSeq and is a predicted model, not a curated record. Gene Ontology annotation, cellular component: ribonucleoside-diphosphate reductase complex. Gene Ontology annotation, molecular function: ATP binding; ribonucleoside-diphosphate reductase activity, thioredoxin disulfide as acceptor. The transcript has 19 exons.